Messenger RNA from Aquila chrysaetos chrysaetos, 10957 nucleotides. RefSeq names its product phosphoinositide-3-kinase regulatory subunit 6 (gene PIK3R6). Lineage: Eukaryota; Metazoa; Chordata; Aves; Accipitriformes; Accipitridae. The coding region runs from base 2858 to 5122 and encodes 754 amino acids. The record is from RefSeq and is a predicted model, not a curated record. Gene Ontology annotation, biological process: G protein-coupled receptor signaling pathway; positive regulation of MAP kinase activity. The transcript has 20 exons. Gene Ontology annotation, cellular component: phosphatidylinositol 3-kinase complex, class IB. Gene Ontology annotation, molecular function: 1-phosphatidylinositol-3-kinase regulator activity.
GCUUGCCCUGGUGUGUCACUGCUGUCCUUUAGGCAAAGCGAGGAGGUGGGAGAGGGGACAUCCCCAGGGCUGGCCAUGGUCAGCACAGCUCCAGGCAAUGACAUUUGGGACCCAAGCCGGGGCGUGCUGGGCAGCAGAGGAUGCCUGGGCGUGUUGGAGAGCUGGGGCAGGGCAGCACGACCAGGCUUCCUAAGGGAGCCCGCCUGUUUGCUGCUAGCCCAGCUCCCACCACCAAAGGCAUUGGGUUUAGGUUUUCUUUCACAGCUUCAGAUAUUUCUGCACUGCUCGGUCUGUCUCUCCUGUGUUUCACCUAGUCUAGGGGUUCUGGAUUUUAGUGAUUUCCGCCAGCUUUUGAUGAUCUGUGAGACAGAGCAGAGGGUUUUUGGGGAGGCUGUGCAUUCCCAUGUUGAAUGUUUCCAGGGGAUAGCCUGAGUCACUUCUCUCCACCAAGUAUGAUGGGGUUGAGAUGACUCAUGUGGAUGGACAGAUCUCCAUCCUCCUGCCACAGGAUUUCAAACCCACUCCAGCAUCCUCACAUACUGAGGGCUUAAAAAGGACUGAGCUUUAACUUCUGCCAUGGAUUGGAGCUAAGAGGGAAACAUCCUUUUCUUGGGACAGGGACGUGCUUUCCUGUACAGCUGGACUUGUUCCUCCAGCGGGUACACCAAGCUGUGGAGGCAAUCCCGUUGCUGUGCCACGUGUUCGCUGGGAAGUUUGCCUGACUUUGUCGUAAUGGUCAGCAGAAUGGAACAGGCUGGGGGACUUGGGCUGCUGUGGGGUGGGACGUGGUCCAGGCAGCCUCCUGGGACUCAGCUCUGGUCCUGGUCAGGCUGGAUUCCCCUGAAAGUCAUAGAGGCUCUUGGGUAUUUGCUGGCAGUGUGUUGGCAGCACUUCUGAAAAUCCCCCAGCUCUCUUGGUGGUGAGGCUGUGACUGCGAUACCUUGCUCUGCCUGUCUCUGCUCAGGCUGCAAUGGCUCGGGGGUGCAUGGAGGCUGGUGGCCAGGCAAGCCCUCCGCUGGCAUGGGACUGCAUAGUGCUGAGCCUGAGCCAGGGCCCUUUGGGACUGCAGGUGGCGUAUCCUGACACCCAUAAGGGUGCUAGCCCAUCGUAUAAUUAAAACAGUCUAAAAAGGGCUGAGUGAGCAUGGAUCCUCCUUCGUGGAAGACAAGAGCAGCCGAUGCAGCCCAAUCUGGUCUCUGCGUGUGGUAGGGACCGAUCACCCUACAGGGACCCAUGACCUUCUGCUUGUACAACCUGGUGGUGCCCACCCAGCCAUAGCUGGGACCCUCCAGACACAUCCAAAAAGCAAACAGGGUAAAGUGUGAUCUGCUGAAACCCACCUCGUCACAGUGUCUUUGGUGUCUGUCCUGCUAAUGACCAGCCCUCAGAGAAAGGAGAGGGCAUUGGUGUGGUGUCCCCACCAUGCCUCCCUGGCUGUAAGCACCAGGGAGGGGAAAACCUUGGAGGAAGGUGACUAUUGCCUUCUGCAGGCCUGGCCAGAGCAUGAUGCAAAUGAGGAACCCCUGCUCAGGAGGAAGGUGGUUCAACGGGGUGAGCAGUGGGAGGAUGGAGAGGUGAGGAGGGAGGCAAACUGGAGGAUCCCAGCCCCAGUGGCCUCACCUCUGUGUGGAACCACACUUCAUCUUGUAUUAGCUUGGCCAAAUAGAGCAGCCAUUGCAAACUGUUCCCCACCUCUGGGUCCCCAUUAACUGUUGCCCUGCAGAGGAGGGGCACUGAGGUUGGGUUUAUGGAGUGUUCAGCACCCGAUGCUCAGCCAGGUCCUACUCUCUCCAGCACCCUGGUAGUUUAGAAAGGAGGAUGGGGCUGCAAAGCCCUUUAAACCAUGGUCUUAUCUGCCAGUUCCCGGGGUGAACUGUGCUUUCACUGCAAAGUUCUUUGUUUUCAAGAAUAUAGCCAGAUGGUUCCCAUAACUACCCCAAAUUCUUGGGAGAGGUGGAUUUUGAGUCACUAAGGUUUUUUCACAAAAAAACCUCAUAGUUAUUGAAAACUGAAGGGAGGAAUAUGACUUCUUUUCUCACCCUUCCUUCUAAUUUUUUCUUGAAAAUGAAAUAAAAUACAGCUGAUGCCAUGGGUAUUUUAAGAAUUGCAGAGAGGAAGCGGGGAUUUGCAGCUCUGCAAAGAAGUGGGAUGAAUGCAGAGAAGACUCUGGUCUUGCUGAGCUGGCAGACAGCAAAAUAACCAGUUACGGGAUGAAAUGUGUCUCGUGUCUGCUGCAAGGAAGGGAGGAGAUCCAAAGGUGGAGGAGGGGGACAGAAAGCAGAGAAGCCCUCAUGGGUGUGGAUCGUGGAACUGAGCGGCUUCUCCCUUUCGCUGGCACUUUUGCAGGCCUUGCUUUUAUGCCCUGCACUGUCAUAUUUCCCCUCGACUCAUCUAUCGUCUCCCCACCGUCAUGUGUGUUGGCUGGGGCCUGUGAGCCCUUCCUGUUUCUGGUUAGAAAGCCUGUGGUCACCGGUGAGCUCAGGCACAUGCACACAGAGCAGAAGCAAGCCCCGUCCGUGGUCGGUGGCGUUGAGCGUGGACUCCAGUGCGGAUGCCACGGGGAUCGCUGCUUCGCUGUCUAGCUCCCGCCUGCUGCACCUCAGCCAAGGAGCCCUUUGGCUGCGCCUGAUCCGCCACCUCCUCCUCCUCCUUCCUCCUCCUCGCAAUGUGCUUGCUGGGACGGUCCUGCACCCUGAAGGGACGUGCGAUCCUGGGAGCUGGAGGGACGCAAGGGAAGGUGAGACGCAGGACCCAAGGCCAUGCCCAUGUGGAGUGAGAAGCAGCUGCACACUCACCCCAUCGUUGCAGACGCCCUGCGGCCGCCGUGCCCACCCCGUGCUGCAGCCUCAGCUCGGCCAUGGAGAGCACAGCGGUGGAGUCGGACAUCCUGCGCCGUGUCCGCACGCUGCUGCGAGAGCUGGACGGGCAUCACCCCGCCUGCCAGUGUGACCGAGGGAUGCUGCGAUGGACCCUGCAUAAAAAAAUUGACCAGAAUCCCAGUAACAGCUCCGUUCUGGUCCGGAUCCUGGUGAAGGAGCUGGAAAGGGCGGAGCGAGGUGACUUCAGACAUUACAUCAUCCCCUUGCUGCACACGCUGAUGUAUACCUUGAUAAAGGCUCCCUGCAUCUCUGACGAGCUCUGUGGCAGAGUGUAUGAUUUCUGUAAGAAGCUGCUCACCCUGCCCAAGCCUUUCUGCACCAUCGGUUUGGACUAUGCCAUCAGGCUGAAGAUGGAAAGGACAGCACCAGGUACGUUGUACCAAAGAAUGGUCAUUUCCGAACAAAGUCUCAAAAGCGAUCCGUAUCCUUAUCAGGAAAAGAUUUUCAUCUUUGCCGAUCCAGAGCUGCUCUCUGAAGCCAUCUGCAACGCGCUGGUCACUGACACAAAGGCAGCUCAGGUCUCCCAAAGCCCCCGGGCAUGCAUGUGCUACGUGAUCAUCCACGCCAUGCAGGCGGCCCUGGGCGAGGGCUGUGACGUUAGCGGCUUGAAGGCGAGCCUCCAGGAUAUGCCCAUGAGUGACGUUGAGCACUGGUUCCGGCAAGUGGUGGUGGCAGUCGAGUGUGCAGGAAACGAGGCGAGUGCAGACCGCAGCCAGCACGCAGCAAGGCUGGAGAAGAUUUACUGCGCUGUCCUCAGCUCCUUGCAAGCAGGCAAUGCUCCCCUAGGAGGGCUGCAGGGUACCCCUCUGCCUAACCCCAACAUCAGCUUUCACCUCUGGACAGAAGAGGACCAGCUCUGGAAGGAAUUGGUGCUGUUCAUCCGCCCGCUGUCGCAGAGCUGCGAGCCUGAGUGCCUAAGCCAAGACCUGGACAACUUCGAGAUCCAGGACAUAAUUUCGGACUGCGAGUGCUGCAAGCAGACCCGCUUCUCCGUGCUCUCCACUGACAGUGGCAUCGAACGAGACCUGCCCACGGCAGUUGAGGAGCCCUUCACCCCUUGCAGUGCCGAAACGGAGCAAUCCCGUCUCCACAGGAAGGGUGGCAUUAAAAAAAAGCCGUCGCCACUGGAGAACGUGGCCUUCUUGCAGGCUGGCUGCAAUGGUCCUGGGGCGAAGCCCCCGGUGAAGCUGCAGAGGAGACCAGGCAUCCCCCCAGUGCCUGCAGCCCCGCUCCAGAGGCUGCACACUGCCCGCAUCGUGCUGCUGGGGGAUGACCGGAUCCUGGGGCGCCUGGCCCAAGCCUAUCACUCUUUGAGGAAACGAGAAACUCGGCGAGUUUUCCUGACUCCCAGGCUGAACCUGCAGUUCUACUACAUCCCAGUUGUGACGGGGCAGCCAAACACCUUGGCUGUUACGGACCACGCUGCCACAGGCCAAGAGGACCUCUGCGAGGUGGCUGGGUACCUGGGCAGAGCUGACCCGUGGUACGAGAGCAACAUCAACACGCUGUGCCACAUGAUUCCCAAGCUGGCUGCCAUGCCUUCCUCUCCAAGCAAACAUCUUGUGACUGAUCUGUUCAUCACUGAUGUGAUUGCUUACUACGUUCGCAUGGGCAUCCAGCCCGUCUGCUUCCAGGUCUACGCUGUGAAGAUUUUCUUCAAUGACCCGGCGCAGGAGCCGGCCGAGGACGUGUUCCUCACGGAGCUGCGCACCCAGGUGCAGGAGAGCAUCUCCCACAGAGAGUUAAUCAUGACCAAGAAGAAAAUGACCCUGGAUGGCCCUGGCAUAGAUCUCACAGUAACAUACAGAAAGGUUGUGGUGAGCAACCGGGCGAAGGAGCUGGCUAUGUCCCUGCGCGCCACAGGUCUUGUGAUGAAAGCCAUCCCUGCUGAUGAGUCUGAAGACCUGGUGUGUCUGAAUGUGAACAUCACUGAAAUCGUUAGGAUCAACAAUUUGUCAGGACGAUCAUUCUCAGCUGUGGCAAACAGGUUGAAGACACGCAAUAUCAAAAUCAGGAGCACAGAGCAGAGGCCCUUCAUGGUGUGUCUGGACAAGGACAGCAGAAGAGCCUACAGGAAUGUAAUCAGUGUGGAAGUGUCUCCUUGCCUAGAGCCCAGCUACUGCUUGCAAAAGACAAGGACAAUGAAAUUCAACCUGCACAAAACAGAAGAUGUGGGGCUUGUGAAAUACAUGCCCAGGUCUCUGCUGUUGCCUAUCAACACAUUUGCAGGCGUUAUCCAAUGAAGAAAACAAGAAAAAGCUGGUGUGAGAGAUGCGACAUUGGGUCAUCACAGAGGAGAUGGGAAAAGAAAACACACUAAAAGCCACCAAUGGUGAUUUUACAAUGGUAACAGUGUAAAAAGCUGCAACAGCAGAGGUGGAUAGUGCUCUGGGAGGACAGCCAUGCCCUGCUGAAUGACAGUGAUGAUCACAGCUAACACCCCCCUGCCAAGGGACAGAGUGUUGCUGAAGAACUGAGUUUUAACCUUUUGCACAAGUCAGGGAAAACCUUUGAGCUUCUUCAUUUCAGGAAGACUGGGGAAAAUACAGCUGAGGUGAUGGUGCUUGCUGUGCUUGUGGAUCAUAGAGCAGUUGCUAUCAGUAAUAUUUAUUAUGGUGAUGUCUGACAGCCCGGCAGGGGAUCUGUUGUGUGGGGUUCUGCAUAGCAAACUCUUCAUUCUGGCACAGGGUGAUGUAUUUGGGCAAACCAGCAAUUAUUCCCCUGACUGAUUUAGGAAACCUCAUUGUAAGCCUGACCACAACUGGGAGAGCACAUGUGUCUAAUGCAGCUUCUAUGGAAGUCAGCGGGAAACCUGCUGUUGUUUCAAAGGGGCCACACAAAGUAACGAUGAAUGGUGUGAAACAGGGACAUGGAAAAUCUAGUGCAAUAUUUGGCAGUAAUGAACAGGGUAAGAACAGAUCAGGCUGCCUAGGCAGUGCUGUGGGAUAUGCUCAGCUGUGAAUGGUAUAGACCUGCUUGAAGAAGAAACCUUCAUUGAGCAGACAAUGGAGGCUGCACAACAGCUCUUUGACGUCUGAGCUGUACCUUUGAGUCCACCUGGCAUUUCGCUGUGGCUUUGCUACACAACCUCUCCACAUCUGGUCUGGAGCCUCAUGAGCACUGGUUGCCUUCCUCCAGUUGUACAUCCCGGGAACAACCACCUACAACCCCAGCAGCAGCGGACCUCUUCCGUGAGGCCAGCCAGCAAUACCUCUGCAUCCCAGUCUGCCUUGUAGUCCUGGUUUGGUCUGUGUCUGCUGUGCAGGUAAGGGAUGUAGAAGAGAAGAGUAGUGCUCCUGGGAUUGAUGGAUGGGCAGGAUGCCUGCAAGACUUCUCCGUUCCUCUGGUGCUACCAUAGUGUAGAAACCCUCCCCUGGUUUGCAGAUGGGCCAGGCUGAGCAGUGACAGCACAGCUCCUGCUUCCACCCAGGCUUAGACUAACCCAGUGUGAAGGAUUAUCAUGUAGGAGGACCCUGUCUUCAUUCCAGUUUGUGGCUGACUGAAAUAAUGGAAGAAACAUGGUGUGUAUUUAUUGACUUUUUGAGUGUGAUCUGUGGUUUCAGGAGUGUCUCCAGGGAGUCUUCCCUAAAUUCACAUUGGAGGUGAUUUGGGGGCAUUCCUUCUAUGACACUAUCAUUGUUUUAUUCUCUCAGCUCCCAGAUAACUUGUUACCUGGAUUGCCUUCACUCAGCGGUGCUUGCUUGGAUCAGCAGCCCAAAGAAAGUGUCCUUUAGCUUUGUAUAUGUGCAUAGCAGCUAGUCAUCGAUGGGGAGUCCCUGGAGCCAGCUCUGUGCUACAGGGUGAUGCUGACCUAGCGGCAGCGGCACUGGCAAAACCCUAUGUUAGCCUUGAUGGCUGGGGACAAAUCCACCCCUCUGUCCUGUCUGUGCCGGGUCUGCCCAGCCCUGGGGAGCUGCAUCUCUGGAAAGCCACUUUUGUUUAACCACCCACACCUGGAACAAGGAGCCCACCUCCAGGUAUCCCAGUCUGGGGUACUGGAGAGGAGUUUCUGUUCUGCAGAACUGCUCUGAGCUUGUGGGUUGUCUUGGCUGUUUAGGCCCCAAGGAAAUCUUCCUUGCAUUUCUUGCCACAUGCACAAGGCUUUAGGGGUUCAACCCUCAGACUUCCCUGGCCCCUUUCUUUACCAGCAAGCACAGGGCUGCCAUAUUCCUGCUGCUGUCCUGCAUUGUUACCUGGCACAGCAGGCAUCAUCGCUUCCUGUUCCCAAGCUAAAGGUUUAUUCACUCUCACUUUGAAUGUACCAUGCAGUCCAAAACAACUGCUGAAAUACACUAUUGGGGGCACAGCAGCUCAAGGGCUGUCGGCAGGCGAUGGGUUAUUUAGCAGUGUAAAAAGCCUCCAGGUCCCCAGAAAUAUUUAAUCCCAAACCAGCACCAACAGUUGAAAGAUCAUGUUGGGCAACAGCAACAUGACCAUUUCCUAAGGAAGCUACCUUGAAAUGCUGGCAGAUGUAGCCCCUCACUCCCAGCUGAGCCAAGCACAGUCCCUGAGACUUAAUGUCCCCCCAUGGGAGUCACAAAGCUGCAAGAUCUCAGCAACAGUGAUCGGUUCUUCAGUACUGUUUUUCACCUCAAAGGUCAAAAACUGUCGAUGCCCACCAAUGCCAGACUUAGGCAGCAAACAUUUUGGCCCUGAAGGAAGCUGAAGUUAGACAGGAACAAUUGCGAAACACCUGCUUGCACCAGCUGUUUUCCUCUGCAGGCUGCUGCAUAGGGUAACACGGGGUUUAAGGGGUGACCAGCGGCUCUUCAUACCUCUGCCUCCUUGGGGCUUCAUUGUCAGGUUCAUGUACCCUGGCACACAAAGCAAAUGCUUACACAGCCAAGAGACGGUGUGCUAGGUUGGAGCGUGGUCUGCAGUGUCCAGAGUUUACUCUGUACAGUUGUAAAUUAUGUAGAUGGAUUAUAAGUUAUUUGUAUAGGUGUCAGAGAUGAUCUGUAUCAGAAGGUGCAAUCCUUUUAAUGCCAAUUAAAAAAAAAAAUUAGAAAAAAACCCCAGCAGAAACUGUCAGUUUGGUUGGGUUUUUAUGUUUGCAUGUGGGUGGGGAAUAAGAUGGUAGGAACAGAAAGACAUCAGUGUCAUUUGGCCCUCUAUGGCUGAUGUCUUCUCCUCCCCACCUUGGGGCUACAUGCAAUGUUACACAGAAAGACUUCAUGGGCAGAGCUCUUUUGUGAAGGGAUGGGCAGAAAUGGCUGAAUUGCAGAAAUGUGGAAGCGGUAGUCGAUAACCCCCAUGCUGGCUGCCCCUCCAUUCCCCUCUGUACUGGUACGCUCUGUCCCUGCAGCCUGUUCCCCUCAAAGUCUGUCACUUCAAAGCACCCCCUUCCCUUAGUGGGGCCAGCGCUUGGCCCAGCACACGUAGGCUUGGGCUGGGAAAGGGGUGAAACGCUGGCUUUCUCCAAGCAUUCUCUAAAGCCCACUGAGCCUACUGACUGCAGGAGCUGCUCAUUGAUAGAGCAGAAACAGUUCAUGAACUCAUGUUAAUGAGUUAGCACAUCUGUGAGAGAGAGAAUUUCACAGGUUGUUUUAUUUGCCCCUGGAAAUCGUGGGCAGUUAAUGCAGAUCACAGAGCAACCAUAGUACAGGGACAGUGUUCAGGUAGGCCCUGUACCCAGGAAUUGCUGGCCUCAGAGCAGCUCCAUCUUCUGCACAGGGUCUGGGUGAAAUGCCUGGAGGAAUGUGGCAGGUGGACCUCAAGGAGAUAAGGGUGGACAUCAUUGCCUGGAGGCUGGGAGAGCACAGAAGCCUGAGUGCAGGGUGCAUUCAUAAAUAACAGAGCCUGGAGGUAGGGCUUGCAGGCACAAACCCUUCUGGCACAGCUGUGUUAGGGGUUUUACCUGGCAGGAUCCUCCACCUCCCUCUCCAGCUUGUUGGAGAGACUCCCAGCCUUUCCAAGUCCCUCCUGAAUAUAUGUAUUUAAGCCAUUAUACCACACUUGUCUUUGUUACAUCAAAAUGCCCCCAGCUCUCUGCGUGCCCAGCUUGAUGCCAAGCAGAGAUGCAAACAGCUCUCCAGCACACAGUGGCUGACGCCGAGCUGGCUUGGCCAGGGUCCGCAUGUGUCCCUGCUUAGUGGCUUGCUGUCUCACCCACAGUCCUGGCUGCGUCACGCCAGGUCUGCUUCCCAGUGUGAGUCACUGCCACCUCCUCCUGCACAAACCCAGACCAGCCCAGGCGGCAAGCAGCGCUUUGGCACUUGCAGGUAGUUAAGGCAAUCCCCAGCCAGCUGCCUGUGAGCUCUGCAUUCUGAACAACCUCCUCCUUCCAUCACCUCUCCCGAAAUACCACCUAGGACAACCUGAAAACACCCACUGGCUGUAAAUUAUUAAACACUUUGUGAAAAAAGAAUACAAAUCACCUCUUUUCCAGGGAGCAUUCUGUACCGCAAUUAAAAACUUCAGAGGCAGAACGAACCCAGCAAUAAGUAGUCCUGGUAUAGAUCAUUUUUACAUAUGGAAAGAAAAUUAAUCUCCCACCAGCUCCAUGUGAAAACCUACAGACUGAUCGAGGGGGAGGACAACGCUGCAUGGCCACUGUUAACGGUGGAUCAAUGUGUUUUUGUCAUACGACCUCCCCAGCAGCACCGCUGCAAGGUGCCAGGAAUAAAUCAGUUCUAACAAACAGCGGUGUUUACAGCCCCAUCCAUAUUUCAUAUCCCACCAGGGUGAUUUCAGUAGUGCUCUGCUCAGGCAGCUCUUCCCUUUUCUUGGCUGAAUUCGCUGAGCCCUCCGCAGGCACACAAUGUCCAGGCAGUCCUGCCUGCCUUUGCUCUACCACACUCAGAGGACAGAACAUAAAGCCGGACAAAAGCAGCCUUCAAACACUGCUUGGAUAAAUGCGGAACAGGGAAAAGCCCCUCUUAAAGGUGUUUCAAAACAAGGAAAAUGCAAUCUCCCCAUGUCUUGCUUUGUGCUCAUUAAAAUUGAAGCUCUGCUGGUUUCUGUGCUGCGCUACGCUGUUGGCAUGUGUUUUCCAGGUGACCCCAGAAGCUGGAAACAACUCCAUAGGAUGUGGGUGUCAUGAUGGCUCCUGUGAACGCUGUUUGCAUGAACACAUGGCACGACACGCAGAACAGCUGGCUACAAAGUACUGUAAUAAAGCAGGACUAUGAACACAUCACUCAAUGCAAGGGAAAAAAAUCAAAGAGUCUGUGCUGAAAGAAGGGUAUUCCCCAUCACGAAUGAUGAUUUAGGAGAUCUGACUGCACUGAGCUUCUGAAUUCAGUGGUUCAUGAGCCUGUUUUUACACAUUUCCUUGCAUCUUGCCCACUCUGCUGCAGCAGAGGCAUUGCCAUGUGUGCCGGGACUGCUGGAGACCACCAGCACCUGAACAACUCUUCCCUUAUGGAGACGCAUAGUGGAAGUGCUCAGCAGCCAGUCCUUCCCGAGCUCCACAGGGCUUGAAAGGAGAGGAGCAGAGCAAAGGUGUUAGCACAGAGGGGAGCUGUGAGCGGAGAGCUGUGGGGGUCGGGUGACGUAGCUGCAACCCUGGGGCAGCUGCCCUAAAGCAGCUUAAACCCUCAGGGUGUGAAAUUCACUUGGGAACACUCUGGAUAAGCUGAAAGCCAGCAGUGAUGCAAAAGGGGACCAGUGCUUGCUGUGGGAUUAGGAUGUAAAUUUGUUUUCUAGUCUUCAUAGAAAUAAGCCUUAACAGCCCUGGAGCCAGACUGGCUGACUUCUACAAGGGAGUUAUGGGGUUAGAUUACAGUCGCCUGUGAUAAGAGGGGAGCGGAUAUGGCUGCUCACAAGAUGGGCCGGUUACCUGUGAGCAGGCAGGGGAGGGACACUGCAGAUGGUCAGGGGAUCAAGGCCAGCCCUGACAGCGAUGGGGAGGGAUGGAGGGAGCUCCGACGCCUGAGCAAAGUGUCUCAAACAAAACCCAGUGCCAGACAUUGGCCUUAUUCCACUGCCGUGACCCGCUCCGUUGCCUGUGCCGGGUCAGGAUGUCCCUGCGGCAUGGGGCUGAAAGCAGGAGGGUUAUUCUGCAGGGGAGUGGGCUGGGGAGUACCCAAUGCCAGGGGGUUGCCUUGCUUGGAAAUACAUUGUAUGAAAAAGGGAAA